Molecule: messenger RNA, 3006 nt
Organism: Patiria miniata (bat star)
Lineage: Eukaryota; Metazoa; Echinodermata; Asteroidea; Valvatida; Asterinidae
Product: coiled-coil domain-containing protein 169-like
Exons: 7
Coding region: 95-781 (228 amino acids)
Source: RefSeq, a predicted model, not a curated record
CGUGUAGUUCGAAUCACAAACUUCACGCACUACUUCUUUUGCACAAAAUACACGUUCGAAACAAUGAGCACGCACGUACGCACACAGAUUCAAGAUGGCGAACCACUGGCAGGAAAGGGAUUCGUCGGCGUCGACUUCAUUCGACGACGAAAUAUACGACCUAGAUCGCCUGCGAGCAGAGAUUGAACAGGAGAAGGAUAUUUAUGGAAUGCUUGAAAACUCAGUGGGAGAUUUGAAAAGCACUGUGACCGAAAUGGAAAGGAGAUAUGAACUGGCAAGUGAGGAAGACAAUGAAUGGAAGACACGAUGCGAGACUCAGGAGGAAUUGAACCAGCUUCUGAGCAAGCAGAUACAGUACCUGCAGGACCGGCUAGACCAAUCACGGGAUAGCGCCAAGGAUGGCUUCGAGAGUGACCUGCGAUCUUAUGACGAACUCUCGGAGGGCAGCUUGAGGAAAUUAUUGAAGCAAAUUGAGCGGGAGAAGCAGAGCCUUGAGAGCCAGCUGAGGGAUUAUGAGUGGAGGCUGGACCAGGAAUCAAAGGCUUUCCACAAGGCUAAUGACGAAAGGAGAAAUCUACACACGGAACUCUUACAGGCAAAGCUGAAACUGGAGGAGCUGAAAUUUACAACCAAUGCCGGCAAUCAGCAGAAGAAACGAGCCAAUCAGAAAGGGCGAGGAGUGGAGGAGAACGUUCCGGACGAUCAGAGGAUUUUAGACCCCAAGCACGGUCCCAUCAAGAAGACCGCGGCCAUCAAGAAACUACCCAAGCUUGACGCCUGAGGCAGACCGAGCGAUCGGGUGACGGAAUCUGAGACGCAACUCGACAGCAGUAAUGUCGUCAGGGUUGACCAAGUACCUUAAUGUGUGCUAGGGAAGUGACGUCAUAACAGUGUCUGUGAACUGUGGGGUAACAGGGUGGUAAAAGGGUGUUAUGUGUUUGGUUGGGGGGAAAAAGGUUAAUUGUCACAAAUUUUCUACUUCUAUUUCUCGAGACAGAAUCUGAGACACAACUCCAAGAAAAAAAGUUGCAACCUGCCACUUUUUUCUUCAUAUAUAUCAUCUCAAUGAAAGUCAGUCAUUGCAAAAAUGAUAAGACAUGAAUCUGGGACUAAGAAACAUUUAAAAUUUUGUUUGAAAAUACUUGGAGAAUGUUCUUGACUCUCCAUAGACUUUGUACAAAACUGCUGAAGUGGUGUCAGGUUGCAAUAUUUUUUCCAAAAGUCCACAGCAGUAAUUUCGUCAGGGUUGACCAAGUGCCUUAAUGUGUAUGAAGGAAGUAUCAUAUUCAGUGCUAAAAGGCUAUAACUUUAAAGACAGUGUUAUAUUGCCGUCUCUAGCAAUCAUAAUGAACAUGGGUACUGUAAAAGAGUGCCUGUGGCAUAUCUAUUACAAUUCUUUAAAUCUAUAUUUUAAAAGCUCUUAACAGAAUUUAUUCACAAAUACGCAGGUUACUAAUGUAGUCUUUUUUGAAGGAUUAACUUUCAGUAGCGACAAAAACCCAAUGAUUUCUAUCACAAUAGUUGUAAAUAUAAAUGUGGCUGUUGUACAAUAUGUGUACAUUUUUGUAAAUUAUUUUGAAGAGUUUUAACAGUGGUCAGAAGACCAUUUUCUGCAGUGCAAUAUAAUGUAUAUACAGCUUCAAGUAAAUAGUACUCUUCUGUAUAGCAAAACAUUUCCAAAUAUUUCACAACGACUCAGAGCUUUUCUAUUUUAUCGUUUUGUUUAUUUACAAACUUGAACUUAAAAUAUCAUACUUUCACAAACCAAACAAGUCUGUCAUAAUUGACCAAUUAUUUUUAAGUAUCAAACUGCGAACAAAGUUAGUCUUUUCCUUUUCUAAGUGUUACGUGAAUGUGUAAUGACUGAACAAUGUCUAGAAACAUCUUUUUUGGGGGGCCAAACAUCUCUGCACUAAUUACAACAGACUGAAAUGGAUAAAAUCUAAAAUUGUUUGUUUUUAAUUUGAGACCUUUAAUUAACCAUAUAUGAAUAAACGUGUUCACAAGGCUACAGAAAAAAGGCUUUUGUUUAAGCAUUCUUUCUUGUAAACCUUACAACUUUUUUUUUCAAUUUUCAAAAUCCUUUGUUGUUCAUGUAUGUGUACAAAUGGUAGGAACAAUAAAUCCUCCAAUUCGUGCAAAAAAAGUCUUGUGAAAAUAUCCUUUAUCAAAAGUCCAAAUGGUUAAAACUGUUGCUAUAAGUACAGUGUUCCUAUGCAUCUGCCGACUGCCCACAAAACGAUGCGCGUAUAAAUUGCUAAAACAAUGCAACCGCGCAUCGCUAUAACCAAUUAGAAGAAGACAGUUCAGUAUCGCCUUUACAGGAAACUAUACUAUAAUUUGAUUAAACCGUCUCGCCCUUUGGACUAAUUGUGGAUCCUGUUAUCCCGCUAUCUGAAAAACAAGCACUCUAAAGUGUGACGCAGAUGUCACGUUUUUGCGGUCUUAAUAGCAAGAAGGUUUUCUCUGGAGACGGUAAAUGUUUUUCGAGAGUUCAGUCGGAGAAAUGUCAAGAUUUCUCGGGCUUGGAUAAGAGGCAUCAAAUUUCUUUGACUUCCUACCAAAUAUGGUUGGGCCAUGUUUGUUAAAACAACUGACCGAAUCUGUUAAAACACUGUCCCCGAACAAACAACAGGUGAAACGUAAUUGCAUAAUUCAACUACAAAAUUUGGCCGCAUGGCUACAUCUGUUCUGACUCUGCAGCCAAAACACACAUUUGCAAUAUAAAUAGAUAUCAAACUGUGUAAUCAAGACGAGGGAUACGAGGAGCAAAUUGAGAGGGGACUAAGCACCGUUGAUAUAUUGAUAUUAUUGCUGGUACCAAUUUUAAAAUUGUAUUGAAAUAUCACAAUUCUCAAUAUUGAGGAAUGAUAUCGAAAAUAUCAAUAAUGCGUCAGAUUAUCGUCAAAAUAAAUCUCCCGUUAGUGCUGUUACUUUGUGUUUAACAUUUGCAGUAUAAUGAAAUAAAGCUUGGCGACAACUGGUGCUUGUGACUAAAAAAAAAAA